AUGGAUGUGAAUUGGGCUUCUGAUCCCAAUACCAAUUGGAAGAGUACAUUGGGCUCAGUCAUCAAGAUUUUUGGCAGUGUUGUGACCUGGAAUUCACAUGUCCAAAAAUGUGUUGCCAGUUUGGCUGUAGAAGCCAAAUACAUUGCUGGUUUGGGAGCCACAAGAGAAGCACUCUUCCACAAGCAUCUACUCUGCAGCCUUGGAUUUGGAGAUCACAUGCCUAUUGUAUUCACUGACAACACCAGAUGCAUUCAGGUAGUGAAUGACCCUGCCUUACAUUCAAAACUCAAGCAUGUUGAUACAAAAUAUCACCUCAUCCAUGAUCAUGUACAAGAAGGGGACAUCUCCAUAAGGUACAAUAACACUGAUAGCAACAUUGCAGAUUUCCUCACCAAACCAGUCUCCAAGACCCUCUUGGCACAUACACAAAAACAAUUGGGAAUGAUUAAUGUUGGAUCAUAA
Messenger RNA from Ustilago hordei, 462 nucleotides. RefSeq lists its product as uncharacterized. The coding region runs from base 1 to 462 and encodes 153 amino acids. The record is from RefSeq and is a predicted model, not a curated record. The transcript has a single exon. Lineage: Eukaryota; Fungi; Basidiomycota; Ustilaginomycetes; Ustilaginales; Ustilaginaceae.